Molecule: messenger RNA, 744 nt
Organism: Penicillium alfredii
Lineage: Eukaryota; Fungi; Ascomycota; Eurotiomycetes; Eurotiales; Aspergillaceae
Product: SDR family oxidoreductase
Exons: 3
Coding region: 1-744 (247 amino acids)
Molecular function (GO): oxidoreductase activity
Source: RefSeq, a predicted model, not a curated record
AUGUCCACCAAUACAGCUGUUCUGAUAACCGGAGCCAACCGCGGGCUUGGCCGCGGUCUCCUGGAGAUCUACCUCGCACGCCCCUCACACACCGUGAUCGCCGCCGUGCGCGACCCGGCAGCUACCGCGACAACCCUAGACACCCUACCACGGGCAGAGUCCACCAUACUGCUAGUCGUGAAGAUCGACAGCGCAGACCCAGCAUCGUCCGCCGCCGCACUGGCCGAGCUCCAGUCCGCACACAACAUCCAACGUCUGGAUGUGUUGAUCGCGAACGCGGGCAUUGCGAAGACCUACCCGCUCGCGCGCGAAGCCAUGCUCUCGGAUUUGCGUGAGCAUUUUGAAGUCAACACUUUCGGGCCCUUGGCUCUGUUUCAGGCGUUUGUUCCUUUGCUUGAACAGACGCCCGGGAGCAAGUUUGCUGCUAUCAGUUCUGGGGCGGCGAGUAUCGGUGCAAUGGAGAAGAUUCCGCUGCCGAACAGCGUGUAUGGCACUAGCAAGGCUGCUUUGAACUACCUGGUGCGGAAGAUGGCCUUGGAGAGUGACAGUGUGAUUGUGUUCUCGGUAGAUCCGGGUUGGGUACAAACCGAUAUGGGCAACUUUACUGCACGGGGUUGGGGUAUGGAGAAAGCGCAACUUACUAUUGAUGAGAGCGUGAAUGGCAUUGCAAAAGUGAUUGACUCGGCCACGAAAGAGACUUCGGGUUUGCUAAAGUCUUACGAUGGGGGAGAAACUCCGUGGUAA